AUGGAUGUUAACAGCUUCAAAUUUUAUGAUUCUUCUGCCAUUCUUGAUGCUGCUAUUUUUGGGGAAGGAACUGUGUGGGAUUUAGUUCCCCUCAGUUCCAAAGCAACAAUGUAUCCUCAUCAGCGUGAAGGAUUUGAGUUCAUGUGGAGAAAUAUUGUUGGAGAUAUGAAUCUUGAGAAGCUGAAAGAGCCUAUAUCUGGUAAUAGGGGAGGAUGCAUAAUCUCACAUCCACCCGGCACAGGAAAAACCCGCCUCACUAUAGUAUUUCUUCAGGCAUUUUUGAAGCAGUUUCCAAAGUGUCGGCCUGUAAUCAUCGCUCCAUCAAAUUUGCUUCUUAACUGGGAAGCUGAGUUCCAAAAAUGGGAGGUCGACAUUCCCUUCCACAACUUGAACAGCAAAGAGUUCUCGUCCCAGGAAGAUGAAGCCACUAUUAGUGUCUUCCACUGUUUAUCCCAUGCCGGAAAAAACAAUCCACAGCUUAUACGUAUGGUGAAGCUGAGAUCCUGGGCUAAAAGUACGAGUGUUUUGGGAAUUAGCUACGACUUGUUCAGGAUUCUCACAGGAGAAGAUGGGGAUGGUUAUGUCAAAGAGACCAGAAAUAUACUUCUAAAAUUACCCGGUCUUCUGGUCCUUGAAGAAGGGCACACUGCUCGAAAUGAGCAGAGCCUCGUCUGGAAAGCUUUGAAUAAGGUUGAAACAGAGAAGCGCAUACUGUUGUCUGGAACUCCCUUCCAGAAUAACAUUAAAGAGUUGUACAACACCCUAUGCGUAGUUAGUCCAAAGUUUGCUGCAGAUUUGGAGCAGAGAUGGGCUUCUCUUAGCAGUUUUGUUGAUAAGAAUGUCCGAGCAUUGGAAGAGCUUAGGGAUAUGAUUUCACCUCUAGUCCAUAAAUGCAGUGAAAAUGUAAAGAAGGUAAGCCUUCCAGGUAUAAGGGAUGUUGUGAUACACUUGAAGCCCACAGAUUUGCAGAAGGAGAUGCUUAGAAGAAUUCCAGAGAAUCCAGGCUCCUUUUAUGAUCAAAAUAUGGUGUCUCUAAUUUCUGUCCAUCCUUCAUUAGUGGCAAAGAAGAAGGAGUUCUCUGACUUAGAAAGUCAGCUAAAAGAAAGAGAAUGUCGGUUGGAUCCAGAUAAUGGAGUUAAAAUGAAAUUUGUUGUUGAACUAAUCAGACUCUGUGGGGGCUUGAAGGAGAGGGUUAUAAUAUUUAGCCAGUUACUUGAUCCUCUAAACCUGAUCAAGGAGCAACUCAGUGCUCUCUUUGGCUGGACUUUAGGACAAGAAAUUCUCUACAUGGAUGGGAAACUUGAUGUAAAGCAGCGGCAGAUAUCAAUAAAUUCUCUUAAUGACCCUAAGAGUGAUGUAAAAGUGCUGCUUGCAUCAAUAAAAGCCUGUUCAGAAGGGAUAAGUCUUAUAGGGGCAUCAAGAGUGGUUAUGCUUGAUGUUCUCUGGAAUCCCUCAGUAGAACAGCAAGCCAUCAGCCGAGCCUACAGGAAUGGUCAGACUAAAUUUGUGCAUGUAUACUGUCCAGUGACAUCAAAAUGGGAGGUUGACAAGAUCGAGCAGCAAACCAGAAAAAAAUAUCAUUCGGAUGUAAUUUUGUCUAGGAAUGAAGUCAAGAUGGAUCCUUCAUGUUCUUUGUCAGAGGAUACCAUACUAGAAUCCAUGGUUAAGCAUGCGAGCCUCUGUCAUAUUUUUGAAAAACUAUCUCGUGCACCACGUGUGGUGCCUAACUACAUGCUUUAA
Capsicum annuum is the source of this 1740-nucleotide messenger RNA. RefSeq names its product SNF2 domain-containing protein CLASSY 3. The record is from RefSeq and is a predicted model, not a curated record. Bases 1 to 1740 code for a protein of 579 amino acids. Lineage: Eukaryota; Viridiplantae; Streptophyta; Magnoliopsida; Solanales; Solanaceae. The transcript has a single exon. Gene Ontology annotation, biological process: gene silencing by siRNA-directed DNA methylation. Gene Ontology annotation, molecular function: ATP-dependent chromatin remodeler activity; ATP binding.